This is a messenger RNA of Copidosoma floridanum, 2442 nucleotides long. RefSeq lists its product as uncharacterized. The record is from RefSeq and is a predicted model, not a curated record. Lineage: Eukaryota; Metazoa; Arthropoda; Insecta; Hymenoptera; Encyrtidae. Gene Ontology annotation, cellular component: junctional membrane complex; endoplasmic reticulum membrane; plasma membrane.
AUGCACGGAUCGUGUUACGAGGGCCAAUGGCAGAAUGGCAAGCGCCACGGCCUCGGCAUGGAGACCCGGGGUCGAUGGGUGUACCGAGGUGAGUGGACCCAGGGCUUCAAGGGCCGCUACGGAGUGAGACAAUCAACGACCUCGACCGCAAAGUACGAGGGCACAUGGGCGAGCGGCCUGCAGGACGGCUACGGCUCCGAGACCUACGCCGACAGUGGCACCUAUCAAGGACAAUGGUUGCGAGGCAUGAGGCAUGGUUACGGAGCGCGAACUAGCGCACCCUUCGGUUUGGCUUCGCAUUACAAGCCGAAGCAGCAGGUUAGAGCGUCGCUGACGUCCCUGAGGAGCAACGAAGCUACCCCAGGCACGGCACCAACGCCCGAACCUACCGAUAGGCGAGAUCGACGCGUCGACGAUAGCAGAGGAGGUUUCGUGCUCAAAGCGAGGAGCGACGAACAGCCCACCAGGCGAAAAAGCCUGACGGAAAAAUCCCUCAAAAAGGGCUUCCUCGCUGGCUUGAAAAUCCGAAAGCAAAGAAGCACGGGAGAUCUUGAAAAGCGUGGCACGGCAGGCAGUAUCCGGAGCAAUGCGAGCACCGCGUCGUGGAUGUCGACCGAGAGCUCGCAGAGCCAGGCUUCCGCCUCGAUGCACACCGACAGCAACGCCUCCUUUGUUAUCGAGGACGAGCAGAUGGACGCCUCCGUAACCGAAACGUACCUUGGCGAGUGGAAGAACGACAAGCGCACGGGUUUUGGUACAUCGGAACGUAGCGACGGCCUGCGCUACGAGGGCGAGUGGUUCAACAAUCGCAAGUACGGCUACGGCGUGACGACUUUUCGGGACAACACGAAGGAGGAGGGCAAGUACAAGAACAACGUUUUAAUAACCAGCCAAAAGAAGAAACACCUGUUUCUCAUACGAUCGGCCAAGUUUCGCGAGAGGAUAGACGCCGCGGUGGCCCAGGCGCAACGCGCCAGCAAGAUAGCCCUACAAAAGGCCGAUAUUGCCAUAUCGAGGACAGCUACGGCCCGGGGCAAAGCCGAGCUUGCCGAUUACGCCUCGGAGCACGCCCGCGAGGAUUCGGAACUCGCUCAGCAAACGGCAAAGCAAUUUGCCCCGGAUUUUCGGCAACCGGGAUUAGAAAGGCUGAAGAAUCGGAAUAUUCCAAAGUACGUACCUCCGUCCCAGGACGUCCUGCCAGGCAAGAGUAUAUUGCACAAGGGAACGAGCCUUGACCAACAACAAUCCAACAGUAGAGCCACCCCGACGAGGCAUCAGCCGGACGCGAGUAUGACGGAUCACGGCCAAAGGCCCCAGGACGAACAGCCGGUUGAGCAGGCCCCGAUCUCGGCCAUACCAAACAGUUUGCUCACCCUAGGCAUUUACACCCCGACCACGAUACCACUCCCGCAAAACCAGUUUCCCAUUACAGCACUCGAGACCCACACAAGUACGACCUACUCGUACAAGCAUCAGCGCGAGCAGGUGCACCAAAACCCGUACGGCCAGACGCAUACGCCACCCCAAUCGCCACAGCCGUCGCCGAUGGUGUACGGUGGUACUAGUAAUUAUGGCCCAUCACAGUAUCCGGGCUCGCAAAGCGUGGAUCAGUAUGGCAACUACAGGCCCGGUUACCAAAAUCAGUAUCAGUCUGGUUACGCGAACCAACAGAUAGCAUUACAACAACCAUCAGUGGUUUCAUACAGCCCAAUGUCUAGCCCAAUGUCUUUAAGCCAAAUGAGCCUCUACGGAGCCCAGCCCUUCGGUCCGUCUGUACCUAAUCAAUAUGGGUUCUCACCUAUGAUGAACCAAAUGAAUCAGUACGUGGUGCCACCACAGCCGUUCAACCAGAGGCCGGAACAGCCGCAGCAGAACUACCAGACUGAGGAGGCGCAGAGACAACAGAACGCGACGAGUAUACGAAGAAACAGCCGAGUGCUAAGUCCUCAAGACAAACCUACCCAGAACAUUGGACAGACUCUCAAUGACCGACUUGAUCACUACAAGAGGCCUCCCAGUCGGGACAGUUCGGUAGACCGUUACAGGCGACAUCCACUGGUGAGUGGAUCGAGACAGGCUUCGAUCGACAAAAUGGCUCCGUCGCCGACGCCAGAUAUUCCAGACAACAGAUCGCUGAGAAGUCCAAGUGCCUUGCGAUCGGGCACUCCACUGAACGGGUCGGUGCUGGGUGGUAGCGGGGCCGCGUCGCCGUCGUAUGCCGCGUCAGUAACCAGUCAAUUCGAAGAUGUGCUGCUGAAGAACAAGGGCCUUGGACAAGAAAUACUGCCAAGUCCUGGUCAGCCAAAGCGAACCGAGAGCUUGUAUGUGACACCUGGAAGAGGAGGAGGCGGUGGUAGCGGAGGUGGCGGCGGUGGCAUUAAGGACGCGAGCAGGACGGUCCCCGCCUUCGCCGCCACAGCAAAGAGCCGCGCAACCCUCUAA